This is a messenger RNA of Cynara cardunculus var. scolymus (artichoke), 2421 nucleotides long. Its product is annotated as plectin. NCBI's taxonomy places the organism in Eukaryota, Viridiplantae, Streptophyta, Magnoliopsida, Asterales, Asteraceae. The transcript has 3 exons. The coding region runs from base 198 to 2081 and encodes 627 amino acids. The record is from RefSeq and is a predicted model, not a curated record.
CAGACAUUUGUACCCUUUCUUAAUCAAGAAACCCUUUCUGUAAAAUCCCUUCUCUUCUUCGCUACCACAAAAUAAUCCCCCCUUUUCCCUUUUCCCGAUCCCUAUUCCUUGUGUUUUCAAAGUGAAGCCACCCAUGAUUUGAUCGUAACCCAAUUUUGGUGUAAGAAAUUCGUAGCGAUUUGCGAGAAGCUUGUGUAAUGUCGAGGCAGAGUAAUCGGGUUGUGGACGGUUUGAUCCCGGGUUACGGCAAGAUCCGGAAACGAGGCUGUUCUUCAUCACCAUCAUCAUCGUCUAAGUUGCAUAAUUACCGAUUUAAACGCGCAAUUAUGGUGGGGAAGACGCGGGUCGGAGGUGGUUCCAGAUCCAGCACGCCGGCGCCGUCGUGGAGGAUGACGCCGUCGUCUAAAUCUAAGCUUGGUGGUGUGGAAUCGCCUAAUUACGAUGGCGGCGGAGGGAGGUCGAGGCCUGUUUCAGCCAGGAAGCUGGCGGCAACACUGUGGGAGAUGAACGAGAUGCCGUCACCGCAGAAUUUGGAGACGAGGAGGAGGAGGAGGGAGAAGGAGACGACGAGGGCUAGAGAGAAAACGAACCGGCCGGUUCAUACACCUGGUUCCCUUCCUCCCCAUUUGUCUGAUCCGUCUCAUAGCCCUGUUUCUGAGCGGAUGGAUCGAUCUGGAACAGGAUCUCACCAUCGGAUUUCGUCCUCUCAGAGGGCCAGGCUUGAGGACAACAAUGGUGAAGUUUUCGAUUCUCUUAGCAAUUCUAGUUUAAUGGAGAUUGAGAUCAGAUCUCGAGCUCAGACUCCUAGCGGUUCAACGGUUGGUGUCAAGCCGCGUUUGAAAGAUGUUAGUAAUGCGCUGACAACAUCCAAAGAGCUACUAAAGAUUAUUCACAGGAUGUGGGCUCAUGAUAAUCUUCCUUCAUCAAGCAUGUCGCUUAUCUCGGCCCUGCAUACUGAGCUAGAAAGGGCCCGUCUUCAGGUCAAUCAGGUCAUCAAAGACCAACGCGUUGACCAUACCGAGGUCAAUUACCUACUCAAAUGCUUUGCCGAAGAGAAAGCAUUGUGGAAAACUAAGGAAAGGCGGGCAAUUGAGGCUGCCAUCGAGUCCAUUGCUGGUGAACUGGAGGUCGAAAGAAAAUUAAGACGCAGAUCUGAGAGCUUAAACAAAAAACUGGGGCAAGAAUUAGCAGAAACAAAGGCUUCUUUCACGAAAGCAUUGAAAGAACUUGAAAGUGAGAAAAGGGCAAGGGAGAUUAUGGAGCAAGUUUGUGAUGAAUUAGCUGUUGAUAUUGGUGAAGAUAGGGCUGAAGCAGAAGAACUGAAGAGGGAAUCGGUUAAAGUUCAUGAAGAAGUUGAAAAGGAACGAGAAAUGCUUCAGCUUGCUGAUAAGUUACGGGAAGAGAGAGUUCAGAUGAAAUUAGCCGAAGCUAAGCAUCAAUUUGAAGAGAAAAACGCUCUUGUUGACAAGCUCAGGAGUCAACUCGAAGCAUUUCUUGGAAACAAAGGAGGUGGUAAGAAGAAGGGACGGAAAGAUGAAGAUCUGAUGACGUAUAUGAAUCGAACCAAUAUUGGUGGGACGCGUAAGAACAAAGAAUACGAUGAUGGAGAAGUUGAGAAUGGUGUGGAUUGUGAAGAAGAAGAAUCAGGAGGAGAAAGUGAUCUUCAUUCGAUAGAACUAAACAUGGACAACAAUAACAAGAGUUUCAAGUGGAAUCAUGCUCAUAACUCUCAUAAAGAUUCUCAUAAAGAUUCGGUUGAUGAUGAACUAAAAUGGAGGAAUUUAGUCAAUGGGAAAGCAUCAAGAAGAAGCACAUCUUCAAUUCAGAGAAACAUUUCAGAUGGAAAUGAAUGGGGGAUUCAAGAGAACUUUGUUGAACUUGAGAAGCAAACUCCAAGAAGAAGCCAUGGGGAUGAGUUACAGAGAUAUAAGUCGGUCAAAGGCCUCAGGGAUCGGAUCUUGACCAAUUUGAAGCCACAGAUGUCAAGAGAUUUUGACAGUGUCAAUCAUGGGAGUGGAUCAAAGUCAAGAACAGGAGAAACUAGAAGUGAAACCCUCAAUGGUCGACGAUCUAAAAAGUGAUUUCAACUUCGAUCCUCCUUUGUAGGUCAACUGUUAAUGUUUUCAACCACCAUUGAUGAUUGUUAUUGCAGAACUGGGAGCUCUGAAACUGAAUUCAAGAAGAUCAAUGAGGUAAGUAAGAAGUUAACUUGUUUUGGAUUCAUGGUGUUGCAAAUUUGCAUGCUGCCAGUUCUUUUGAACUGCUAGACUUUGCAUAAGUUGCUUGACAUUCACAGAAAAACUUGCAUGAAUUUGUAUUUAUACAAGUGUUCAAAUUUUUGUAGAGCUCUGCCGAUCCAAAUAUGUACAAAAAAUUUCCGUUUAACCGUAAUUAUAUCAUGUUCUUAAAUAAUAUCAAGAA